Molecule: messenger RNA, 2964 nt
Organism: Aureobasidium pullulans EXF-150
Lineage: Eukaryota; Fungi; Ascomycota; Dothideomycetes; Dothideales; Saccotheciaceae
Product: ribonuclease R
Exons: 2
Coding region: 1-2964 (987 amino acids)
Biological process (GO): rRNA catabolic process
Cellular component (GO): nuclear exosome (RNase complex); cytoplasmic exosome (RNase complex)
Molecular function (GO): RNA binding; 3'-5'-RNA exonuclease activity; endonuclease activity
Source: RefSeq, a predicted model, not a curated record
AUGACUAGUUUGAAACGUUCAUACGCGGCCGACAGCGCCGCCCCGAACUUGUCGAGCAAGGUCUACAUUCGCUCCACCAAGAGUGGCAAGGUUCAGAAAAUUGUUCGCGAGCUAUACUUGCGCGAAGAUAUUCCUUGCUCGUCAAGGUUAUGUGCUCACUGCCUCGAGAUUGCUCCUACCGACUAUCACAAUAAGACCGCUCCGUUUGUGCUUUCUGAGACUCCCGCUGGAACAAAAUCAUUUCCCAAUGGCCAUUACAUAAUCCCGGAUACGAAUGCUUUCCUCACUGGAAUGGAUCUUUUUGAGCUCGAAACCGCGUUCCAUGAUGUAAUUGUUCUACAGACUGUUCUGGAGGAAGUCAAGAACCGCUCGCUUCCUCUCUAUCACCGCCUCAUUAGCUUGACCAAGAACGACGGCAAGCGAUUUUACGUUUUCUUCAACGACUUCAGACUUCAGACCUAUGUUGUUCGCGAGGACAAGGAGACCAUCAACGACAGAAACGACCGUGCUGUUCGCCGCGCCGUGAAGUGGUAUGCCGAACAUCUGGAAGAAGCUGUCAGCAAGCGCAAAUCCGUCAGAUGCCCUUCUGUAGUGAUGCUUAGCGACGACCGUGACAACUUGCGAAAGGCGAAGCUUGAUGGUAUUACCGGUAUCUCAUUGCGCGAAUACGUUUCUGGUCUGGACGAUGCAGAACGUUUGUUGGAUAUGGUCAGCACUGGACACGAACAGAGAGUUGGCAAGCAGACCAAGGGCGAGCUUCUUUAUCCCGAUUACCUUUCGGUCUCCAAGAUGAUCACUGGUGUCAAGGCUGGUACCAUGCACCAAGGAACCUUCAACGUAUCACCCUACAACUAUCUGGAAGGAUCUGUCUUCGUCCCGGCAUUCGACAAGCCUCUGCUCAUCAUUGGUAGAGAAAACAGCAACAGAGCCAUCUCUGGAGAUAUUGUGGUGGUCGAGGUUCUGCCCAAGGAUCAGUGGAAGGCUCCCUCAUCAAAGAUUCUGGAAGAAGAGGUCGUGAACAAGAACGACAAUGCUGAUGCAGAUGAGGGUGAGGCUGUCAUCACACAACAGGAGAAGCGUGCGCUGCAAGAAGAGGUCAAGAAGACACACGGAAAGAGUGCUGAAGGCAGACCACAGCCCACUGCUCGCGUAGUCGGCAUUAUCAAACGCAAUUGGCGCCAAUACGUUGGUCAUGUUGACAAGGACUCGGUCAAGUCAUCAACGAAGCAGAGUCGUGCACAGCAGACCGUCUUCCUAAUUCCCAUGGACAAGCGCAUCCCGAAGAUCCGCAUUCGUACCCGCCAGGCUGGAGAUCUUCUUGGCAAGCGUCUGUUGGUGACCAUCGACGCUUGGGACAGAGAGUCGAGAUAUCCUGUCGGACAUUUCGUUCGUUCGCUGGGAGAGCUCGAGACCAAGGGUGCCGAGACCGAGGCACUACUGCUGGAAUGGGACGUACAGUACCGACCCUUCCCCAAGACCGUUCUGGACUGUUUGCCCUCUGAGGGCCACGACUGGAAAGUGCCCGAUAGCAUGUCCGACCCUGGUUGGAACAAGAGAAGAGAUCUGCGUGAUCUCCUGAUCUGCAGUAUCGACCCUCCUGGUUGUGUUGAUAUCGAUGAUGCUCUCCACGCUAGAACACUACCAAACGGCAACAUUGAAGUCGGUGUCCACAUUGCUGAUGUUUCCAACUUUGUCAAACCAAACAACGCCAUGGACCAAGAAGCCAGUCUGCGUGGUACAACAGUAUACCUCGUCGACAAGCGUAUUGACAUGUUGCCUAUGCUGCUCGGAACCGACUUGUGCUCACUAAAGCCCUACGUCGAGCGUUACGCCUUCUCCGUACUUUGGGAGCUCACACCUGACGCCGAUAUCGUACGCGCUGACUACACCAAGUCUGUCAUCAAGUCGAGAGAGGCUUUCGCCUAUGAACAAGCUCAGAUUCGUGUCGACGACCAAUCACAACAAGAUGACCUCACCAACGGCAUCCGUAUGCUCAUGAUGCUGUCAAAGAAGCUGAAGAAGAAGCGUAUGGAUGCUGGUGCCUUAAACCUGGCCAGUCCCGAAGUGCGUGUUCAGACUGAGUCAGAGACCGCCGAUCCUGCCGAUGUGCAGACGAAACAGCACCUCGACACCAUGUCUUUGGUUGAAGAGUUCAUGCUUCUCGCCAACACUAGUGUCGCUGCUCGCAUCUACGAAGCCUACCCUCAAACCGCACUGCUACGUCGCCACGCCGCUCCUCCCAAGACAAACUUCGAAGAGCUUUCCAACCAACUCCGCGUCAAGCGCGGAAUGGAGCUACGAACAGACAGCUCUAAGGCUCUCGCAGACUCACUAGACACCUGCGUCGAUCCCGCAGAACCCUUCUUCAACACCCUCGUCCGCAUCAUGGCCACCCGCUGCAUGAUGUCCGCCGAGUACUUCUGCUCCGGCACCCAAGCAUACCCCGAGUUCCGUCAUUACGGUCUCGCCUCCGAAAUCUACACUCAUUUCACCUCCCCCAUCCGCCGUUAUGCCGAUCUCGAAGCUCAUCGUCAGCUCGCCGCCGCCAUCGACUACGAACCCCUCGACGCUUCUCUGCUUUCCAAGGCCAAGCUCGAAGGCGUGUGCAAGAACAUCAACGUCCGUCACCGUAAUGCACAGAUGGCCGGUCGUGCCAGUGUAGAGUACUAUGUCGGACAAGCACUCAAGGGCCGCAUUGUAGAUGAAGACGGCUUCAUCAUGCGUGUCUUCUCCAACGGCUUUGUCGUCUUCGUGCCUCGCUUCGGUAUCGAGGGUCUCAUCCGUCUGCGCGAUCUCGCCACCCCUGAACCAGAGUCGGAAUUCGACACUGAGAAUUACGUGCUCAAGAUCAAGGGUGAGGGCAUUGAUAAGAGUGUUGAGCUCUUUGAGAAGGUCAAGGUUAGAAUUUGUGACGAGGCUGAGGAGAGUACUGGAAAGAGAAAGGUCAAGCUUUCACUUUUGUAG